Pichia kudriavzevii is the source of this 723-nucleotide messenger RNA. RefSeq lists its product as uncharacterized. The record is from RefSeq and is a predicted model, not a curated record. Lineage: Eukaryota; Fungi; Ascomycota; Pichiomycetes; Pichiales; Pichiaceae. The transcript has a single exon. The coding region runs from base 1 to 723 and encodes 240 amino acids.
AUGCAAGUCACGAGAUAUUUACUACGUUUUGAUAAGAGCUAUUUGAAAAAUCUCCGUGUGUCCCAUGGGGCCCAUGGGAAAUCCAAGAAAGUUUCCCCCAAAUAUACAAACUCACCCUCCAAUUCGAGGGGUCUCGGUAGUCCAUUAGAGAAAAUCUCAGUUCUCCCAGAGAAGGAGCGAUUCCACAGAGAAAUUACCCUUGGUUCGCAGUACCGGGAACGAGCGGGUGUUCUCUACAGGAGGAGGAAUUCGCUCUUUUCCCAGUCACAAGAGGCAUUUCUUCAUGGGAACAAGGAGAAUGCCCUUGAGCUCGCCGGGGAGGCCAGGGCGAUUGCAGACGAGGCGGCCCAGUGUUCUCAAAGGGCGGCACAGCAUAUCUUCAGUGCGCAUAACCCACAGUGGAGUAGGGGACACUUCACAGAGUUCGUGGAUUUGCACGGGCUUCAUGUCGAUGAAGGGAUUUACUAUUUCAGUGAACAUCUAAUCAAAUGUGUAAGGAGGGAACAGUAUUCUCUCAAUGUUGUUGUUGGUGUUGGGAGGAAUUCCUCUGCAGAUAAAGGUGGCCCUGUUCUAGCGGAGGCCAUUGUAUCGCUGUGUGGUAAACUGGACAUUUUCGUCUGCGAGGACGAGCCGGGGAGACUUGCGGUACUAGCGAAUCGCGGGUUCGACUCCCGCAGUGGUGAAAUCGCGCUACUUGCUUUCAAGAGCGAUGUGUGGUGGUAG